Poecilia reticulata (guppy) is the source of this 3661-nucleotide messenger RNA. It is a transcript of the gene stxbp6, whose product is annotated as syntaxin binding protein 6 (amisyn). Lineage: Eukaryota; Metazoa; Chordata; Actinopteri; Cyprinodontiformes; Poeciliidae. Gene Ontology annotation, cellular component: plasma membrane; exocyst. Gene Ontology annotation, biological process: Golgi to plasma membrane transport; exocytosis; regulation of SNARE complex assembly. The record is from RefSeq and is a predicted model, not a curated record. Gene Ontology annotation, molecular function: phosphatidylinositol-4,5-bisphosphate binding.
CAGAAGACCAGAGUCAGACACAGGCUGGCUUCGCAGCAGAGGAGGGGAGAUAAAAAAAAAUAAAAAAAAACUCUCGCCACUAAGAAACCAACAGCUAUCAGAGACGUGAAGUCGACGCGAUGUCAAGCACGAAAUGCUACCGUUUAGUUUGAGGAGACAGCUACCAAUAAGGAAGAGGCUGCAGAAAGUAAGGAGUGGGUGAGCAGUGACAGCUGGAUACAUAAAGCGAGGGAUUAGAGGUCCGCACGUGGGAAAAAGGGACUCGCUUUAACACAUCAGUGAAGAUUGGAUCCCUCCAUUUAGUCGUUUUUCACCGGUUUGUUUCUGCCUGCGGUGAAGAUGAGUGCCAAGUCAGCCAUCAACAAGGAGCUCUUCACGCCUCACGAUGAGAAGAUGCUCGCUGGUGUACAGGUGAAGAGGAGGACAAAGAAGAAGAUACCUUUCCUAGCCACUGGUGGCCAGGGAGAUUACACGACUUUCAUCUGCCUCUCAGUAACAAACAAGAAACCGUCCCAUGUAUCCCUCACUAAAGUGAAGCAGUUCCAAGGAUCAUCUGCCUUUGUCAAAAGGUCACAGUGGACAAUUGAUCAACUACGGCAGAUUAAUGGCAUCGACUCCAACAAAGACUGUCCAGAAUUUGACCUGAUGUUUGACAAUGGUUUGGGCCAGUGGGUUGCCAGUUCAGCAGGAGAGAAGUGCACCUUCAUCCAAAUUCUUCAUCAUACCUGCCAGCGCUACUGCUCGGCACGGAAACCCGAGUUCAUCAACUGUCAGUCAAAGUUGCUUGGUGAAGGCUUAGAUACAGUCAUUUACCACUGCAAGGUCUAUUUCAACAGAAUGAGGAAAGUGCCACAUCGUGGUCCUCCUCAAAAACAAGGUAACAGUAUACUCCACUCAGCUGCAGACAGUGUGACCAGUGCUGUACAGAAGGCCAGCCAGGCUCUGAAUGAGCGCGGUGAGCGAUUAGGUCGGGCAGAGGAGAGGACUGCAGACAUGAUGAACAGUGCUGAACAGUUUGCUGUCACAGCACACAAGCUUGCCAUGAAGCACAAAUGUUAGGACCACUGCCAAAACCACCUGCACUGGAGGUGUGAGCACAGACCAGUCGUUGCACGGGAGAGGGAUUCCAGCAUUAAUUGUUUUUACAUUUUUUAAAUAUAAUUAAUCUUUUUUAACAAUGUUAACAUUUUACACUUUUGGGUUAUCUCACUGUGUUCAUUCCUAAUAACGGAGUUGCAGCACAUACAGUGACUUGCAAAAGUACUUGUACCCCUGUAGCAGUUUGCUUCAUAUUCUGUCGCAUCAAAAUCACAAACCUAUAUGACUCUAAUUUAUAAGAGCCAUAUGAUAAACCAACACAAAGUAGCUCAUCAUUUUGUGGGAUGUAAGCCUUUACUUCCACCGGACCAUUCUAACACCAAUUCAUCUCACUGUUGUUCUGCAUGUAUAUUUUGAUGUGCUGUUCUCCAUGUCGGUCUCAGAUCUCUUGCAGCCUUCAUCACCUUUUUUCCCUCCAUGUUUUUCCUAUAUUGUGCUCCAUCUUUAUCUGCAGCAUCCGCCACAUCAUGACACUACCGCCACAUUUAGUGAUGGUGUAUUGAGGGGGACGGUGUAUUGAUUUGCACUAUCAGUUCUCUACUACAUGCAGCACUUUACACCUACUCAGUGUCCCUUCUUCUACAUGUUUGAUCCUCUUAUGAUUUUCUUCUUGUCACUCGUCCUUAAAGGCCAGAUUCAUGGACUGGCCGACUAAUAAUUGUCUUGUCAGCAGAUUCCACUUGAACAGUCCUUUAUGAGACGUUCAAAGUUCAGAAUAGUGUCUAUAAAACUAACCUUAUGUUAUUUUAUACCUGUUUUGUCUAUUGUCAGAAGAUUCCACUUGAACAGUCCUUUAUGAGACGUUCAAAGUUCGGGAAAGUGUUUAAGAAAACUAACCUUAUAUUUUGUAUCUCUUCUGUCUAUUGUUAUUGUUCGUCUUCAUAAUGCUGUUUGUUCAGUAACGUUCAUUUCUAUGAUGCCUCGGCAAAGCGACGGAGAAUAACUAACACGUUAACCAAUUAGGUGCACUGUCGUUAGGAAAGUGGGUUGAAUACAGACGCACACCACUUUAAGAUUGCUCAUCUCAUUCAACUUGUAUCCUUCACCAUCCACUAUAUAGUUAUAUACUACUCUGUGUUGGUCCCAGUUACAAUAAAUUACAUCUUGUGUUUGUGAUGUGACUCUGUGAUGGUGUGGAAAAGUUUAAGGGGUGCGAGUUCUUUUGAAAGACCCUGAAGACGGGAGAGGAAGGGACAACUUUGAGCAGAAUGUUUAACGCUUCCAUUUGCCAAAAAUGUAACUUAAUAACAACAGUUAAUAGUAACAGGCCCUGAGUACACAUUGUGUUUUUGAGAUAAUAAUGUGUGGGCUAAAGUUAAACUAGAAAACUGUCAGCAAUUUCUCCCAGGCCAGUAAUACAUUGUUUCUGAUUAUUAGGAGUUAUUUAUGCACACUGCUGGGUUUUAAAGGCUGAUUUCAUGAAUCCGUAGUCUGCGUUUUCCUUUUGAAAAAGAGUGUCUCUAUUAAAUCAAAUAUAAAUAUUUUGCACGUACGUUUCUAAAGGUUGAGUCUUCCUAGCAAAAUUUUGAACCAAAUUUGGGACAGUGCGGUUUCAGCCUGUCCCUUUUUCAAUCUGCAUUUUCAUUCUCAGUUUGACUCUUGAGUCUUUUGUCCUUUACUUCAGGAAGCACAAACAGUGUGAUUCCUUUCAUACAAUGCCAACUGGGGUGGAGUGAAGAAAGAUGAUAAACACACUUUGUCACCUUAUGGAUAUAUAUAUAUUUUUUGGGAGAAACAAAAAAAAAACCUGCAACAUUUUUUAGAAGUAUUAACAUUGUUUCUAAGAAUAUUGAUUACACACAUUUUAUUAAUUUAUGUUACAAAGAGGCAGUACAUUAGACCAGGCUGCGGUCUGAAAGAAAAACAACCUCUUAUACUGAUAUCUCGACAUCUGUAGAUCUAAUUUGUCCCUUUAUGGGGGGUAUUACAAUUAAUCCUUGCUGUAGUUCACUUUUCAACAUUGAGUACUGAGUUUCUUGGCUUUUCUUUAUUUAAAUUGGGAAUUAAGAGGUGACAGCUGAUCAUGGACACAUUUCUUCAGUAGUAGCAAUAUGAUACUUUUUGUUGCUUAUUUUUAUUGUACUUUCUCACACUGACUGUAAUUUUGAAGUCACAGUUUGGAUGUACACGAUUGUUUUUAUAUUUUGCUUUUUUUUCUAAGUCAUGAUGUUACAAAGCACUGAUGUAAUAAUCCUGCAGUGCACUGCUGAGUUCAUAGUGAGUUCUAGUUGCCUCACUUGGAUGUUUUAGCUUUUUAAUAACAAGAAAAAGAUUGAUUUCUAUUAUUAGUCCUUUUUUUUUCCAGCUAGCUUGAGGUUUGUGUUUUAUGCUUCCAACAAAUGUAACGCACACCUGGUACUUUGAUAGUCAAUUCACAAAAUUGUUCUCUUUUUCAAACAAUGUGCCAACAGCUUUAAGUGUUCCAGGGUUUAUUAUAUUGCUUUCUUUGUUUGAUGGGCUCAGUUUCACUUUAAGCUUUAACACUUGUUCUUCUUUUCUCUGAUUUUCACUCCAACUCUAUGCGGUUGUAACAUGUGAAAUAAAGAUCACAAUUACAGUAAAA